Molecule: messenger RNA, 2535 nt
Organism: Salmo salar (Atlantic salmon)
Lineage: Eukaryota; Metazoa; Chordata; Actinopteri; Salmoniformes; Salmonidae
Product: RNA-binding protein 39
Biological process (GO): mRNA processing
Cellular component (GO): nucleus
Molecular function (GO): RNA binding
Source: RefSeq, a predicted model, not a curated record
AUUUUCUUGUUUGACCUCUAGGUUUUAUGGGUAUUAUGACUCAUACUGUGGUACUCUAUUGAGUCUUAACAUAGUAAUCAAUGGUUUUGUCCUUUCAUGUACAGAAUAUUGAUACAUACUGUACCAUAGAUCUGGCAGACGACUGCAAUGAAUUUUGUCUGGAACGCGACCACAGAUUAUUUAUAGCAUGCGUCAUUAGAUGAGCACGGGGAAAAGAAGCAACAACAGUUUUUCGCACUCAUACAUUUUUCUCAGCACAUCAAGGUUGUUUAUAUUGUCUGUUUACAUAGUGUAUACUGUUUUUGGAUUAAAAAAAUGUACCUUUGAAGUUACAUGUAGCCAUUGUUAGUUUGUGUUAGCAACGUGGAAGAAAAGAGAUUCGUAGCUUCAAAACGAGAGGCCUGCUAGCUACUGUUUGCUUGUUGCAACAAGAACAAGCUACAAGAAACCCUCACGAGUUGGUCUUGUUUGAGCAGAAACGUUUUCAACAAAUUUCAGUGCUCAAUCAUCAUGGCUGAUGACUUUGACAUAGAAGCAAUGCUUGAGGCUCCAUAUCGAAAGACUUGCCUAACGAUAUCUCACCUCUACUUCCAUGAAUUCCAGUGUGAUCUGUCAAAAAAUGAAGGAUGAGAUCAAGCACAGUAGUCCAAAUGGGCACAAGGAACGCAGCAAGAAGAAAAAAAAGAGCAGGAGCCGAAGCAGAGACGGGAAGAGAAGCAGAAGCCGGGAUCGCAAGAAGAGCCACGACCACAAGCGGAGCCGCAGCCACGAGCGAAAGCGGAGCCGCAGCAGGGAGAGGCACCGGAGCCGCUCUCGGAGCAGAGAGCGCAGCGGCCGUUACAGGGACCACAAGACCACCUUCUCUGGGCCGAAAUUUAACGGUGGUUCCAGAGGGAAGAUUGGCCCCCCACCUGUCAUCAAGCUAAGCCGAAGACGUUCCAGAAGCCGAAGCCCGUUCAAGAAAGAGAAGAGUCCUGUGAGGCAAGUGUUCCUUGGGGAGGUGACGCAAAAGAGCUCAAUCAGGCAGCCAAUAGACAACCUGACUCCAGAGGAAAGGGACGCUCGCACAGUGUUCUGCAUGCAGCUGGCAGCCAGAAUCCGACCACGAGACCUGGAGGAGUUCUUCUCUGCAGUGGGAAAGGUGAGAGAUGUGCGCAUGAUCUCUGACAGAAAUUCGAGGAGGUCGAAGGGGAUUGCUUACAUCGAGUUUGUGGAGGCCAACUCGGUGCCACUGGCUAUAGGAUUGUCUGGCCAGCGACUUCUGGGGGUGCCAAUAAUUGUUCAGGCCUCACAGGUAAUGGCUGAGAAAAACAGGGCUGCUGCCAUGGCCAACAACCUGCAGAAGGGCAACGCUGGCCCGAUGAGACUCUACGUCGGAUCCUUACACUUUAACAUCACAGAGGAGAUGCUACGAGGAAUAUUUGAGCCUUUUGGAAAGAUUGAGAGUAUUCAGCUCAUGAUGGAUAGUGAGACGGGGAGAUCCAAAGGAUAUGGCUUCAUCACUUUCUCGGACACAGAGUGUGCCAAGAAGGCUUUGGAUCAGUUGAACGGCUUUGAGCUGGCUGGCCGGCCGAUGAAGGUGGGCCAUGUGACUGAGCGCACAGACGCCUCCACUGCCAGCUCCUUCCUGGACAGCGACGAGCUGGAGAGGACAGGCAUCGACCUGGGCACCACUGGGCGCCUGCAGCUCAUGGCCAGACUGGCUGAAGGCACGGGACUGCAGAUUCCCCCAGCAGCACAGCAAGCCCUGCAGAUGAGUGGGGCCAUUGCUAUUGGUGCCAUGGCCGCUGUAUCAGCUGCCAUGAAUCCUGCUAUGAACAUGAACAUGAAUACAGCUAUGAACCUACCCUCACAGCCACUUGCUACACACUGUUUCCAGCUGUCUAACAUGUUCAACCCUCAGUCUGAAGAUAACCCAGACUGGGAUGUUGACAUUCAGCAUGAUGUCAUUGAGGAAUGCAACAAACAUGGUGGAGUUGUGCACAUAUACGUUGACAAGAAUUCCACUGAAGGCAACGUGUAUGUGAAAUGUCCAUCCAUUCCUGCUGCCAUGGCUGCAGUAAACGCAUUACAUGGUCGAUAUUUUGCAGGUAAAAUGAUCACAGCGGCAUACGUCCCUCUCCCAACAUAUCACAACCUUUUCCCUGACUCUGUGACGGCAACCCAGCUCCUGAUCCCUCCUGCUCGCCGAUGAUCUCUCACAGCAAGACACGAAAAGCCCAGAUUGGUGGGACACUGUAUAAUAGAUUUUUUUUCCCCUUCAAUUUUCUCUCUUUAAAAUUUAGACAUUUUACAGUCUGUGGUCGGUUUUUCAUUCCUGCAAGUUAUGGCAGUAUGUUUUUCUUUUAUGUUAGUAGAUGAAGUAAAAUCCUUUUUUUCCCCGCAACAUGUUUUUUUUGACUUCCCAUACGUUGGCUUUCCAUACGCAAAAAUAAUCAAAGCUUUACUUGCAUAGCCACGUCCAAACAUGUGUUUGGCAUUGAGGGUGGAGUUUCAGCCAGUCUAAUAAAGGGAUUGUAGUCCCUGAAGAGUUAA